Myxocyprinus asiaticus (Chinese sucker) is the source of this 2675-nucleotide messenger RNA. Its product is annotated as conserved oligomeric Golgi complex subunit 4. The record is from RefSeq and is a predicted model, not a curated record. NCBI's taxonomy places the organism in Eukaryota, Metazoa, Chordata, Actinopteri, Cypriniformes, Catostomidae. The transcript is spliced from 19 exons. Bases 37 to 2361 code for a protein of 774 amino acids.
CGGAAGUGACGCAGUUUGUGUGGAUGUGGGGCUGUCAUGGACGACAUUGGCUCGUCGGGGGCUCUCUCCGCCGUGCAGUCUGACACCAUAGAGGGGCUGACAGAGCUGGAGGAUCUGGAGCGAGUAUACGCGAAGCUAUGUGCCGAAGAGGCGGAAGUGCAGGUGGAGUUGGACGCCUUUAUGGGACAGCAGAGCAACAUAGAAACAAAGAUGCUUGCCCUGCAAAGGAUGGGACCCAACUUGCAGUUGAUUGAGGGAGAUGCUGUGCAGCUGUCUGGCAUGAUCAACUUCACCUGCAGCCUGGCAGAGAACGUCAGCAGCAAAGUCAGACAGCUGGACCUCACCAAGAAAAGGUUGUACCAAGCCAUCCAGCGAGCAGAUGACAUUCUUGACCUGAAGUUCUGCACAGAUGGAGUUCAGACCGCCAUGCGAAACCAGAACUAUGAGCAGGCUGCUGCCCACAUUCAUCGCUAUCUUUCUCUUGACCAAUCAGUGAUUGAGCUCAGUAGGCAAGGCGGAGAGGGCAGUGCAGUUGAAGCCAGCCUUGCAUUGCUUCAGGAAGCGGAGCACAGUCUGAAGGCACUGGUUACUAAGCGACUGGAGGAGGCAGUUACCACAGGUGACUUGCCUGAAGUGGAGCGCUUUUUCAAAAUCCUCCCUUUACUGGGACUCCAUGAACAGGGACUUGCACGCUUUGCUCAAUACCUUUGCAGUCAGUUGGCAAGUAAGGCCAAGGAAAACUUGCUCCUGGCUGUUGGCUCUGAUCUUGGUGACCGAAGAGCACCAGUCAUAUUUGCAGACACCCUCACACUACUGCUUGAAGGUAUUGCACGGAUUGUUGAAACCCAUCAGCCCAUAGUGGAAACAUACUAUGGGCCAGGCCGAUUGCACACACUCCUCUCACACCUUCAAAAAGAGUGUGAUACACAGGCACAGAAAAUUGUGGACAAAUUCAUCCAACAGAGAGAUUACCACAAUAAGUUUCAGGUUGUCCAGAGCAGCAUGAUGAGGGGCAUGACAACGGAAAAGAUUGAACCCAGAGACCUGGAUCCUGUGUUAUGUGAGGUUACCUUAAUGAACUCAAGAGCAGAGCUGUAUUUUCGAUUCCUGAGGCGGCGUAUCGUGGCUGACUUUGAGGUUGCAGAUGCAAUGGCAGAUGAAGCAGUUAUACAAGAGCACCAGCAGAGUUUAGAGCGGUUACUAAAGGAUUGCCAACUGAGUCGCACAAUGCAGGAGCUGAUUGGCUAUUACAUUCCCAUGGAGGAGUACUACAUGAGAGAGUCUGUCAACAAGGCAGUUUCCAUGGACGUAGCUGAUGUCGGUCAGCUAAGCUCCAGCAUGGUGGACGAUGUGUUCUACAUUGUGAAGAAAUGCAUCAGCCGAGCCCUCACCAGCAAUAGCUCAGAUUGUGUGUGUGCUAUGAUCAAUCAUGCAACCAGCGUCCUAGAGACAGACUUCCGAGAGGUGUUAGUGUGUAAACUGCGAGCUGGUUAUCCAGUUAGUGCUCUGCAGGACCUGCAGCGUGGGGUCAGCAGUGCAGUCAGUCUGAUGCAGAGCAGCCUGCAACACGGCAAGAUAACAAACCUCACACAAACUCUCGGCAUAGAGAGCCAGGAGCAAGCAAAGAGUGCUUACUUGGUGGCUCUCAAUAAUGUAGAAGUCUGCAGUGAAAAUAUCAGCACUUUGAAAAAGAAUCUGGAGAGUGAUUGUUCCAAGUUGUUCAGCCAGGGAGCAGGCUCUGAGCAUGCGAAGGCUAAGAUAGACAGCUGCCUAUCUGAUUUGGUGAAUACUUCCAGCAAGUUCAAGGACCUCCUUCAGGAGGGCCUUCAGGAGCUUAAUAACACAGCUAUCAGGCCACAAGUAAAACCCUGGAUCAGCAGCUUUCUGUCAGUCUCUCACAAUAUUGAAGAGGAAGAGUUCAGUGAGUAUGAGGCCAAUGAUCCUUGGGUUCAACAACUCAUUGUCCAAUUUGAGCAGCUCAUGACUGAUUUCAAGGUGGGCUUGUCUCCAGUCAUCUAUGAUACUCUAACUAGUCUGAUGACUAGCCUUAUUGCCAUGGAGAUGGAAAAGACUGUCUUCAAAUGUACCUUCAGCAGGCUUGGUGGAUUGCAGUUUGAUAAGGAGCUGCGUUCUUUGGUUGCGUACCUCUCCUCUGUCACCUCAUGGACCAUCAGGGAUAAGUUUGCCCGACUUACACAAAUGGCAACUAUUCUCAACCUAGAGAGGGUAUCAGAGAUCCUGGAUUAUUGGGGGCCCAACUCGGGGCCUUUGACUUGGCGUCUGACCCCUGCGGAGGUUCGACAGGUCUUGGCACUCAGGGUAGAUUUCCGCAGCGAGGACAUUAAGAGAUUACGACUCUAACAAACACGCUUAAAACUUUUGAGUUUUAAUGCUUAAGAAAUGGUUUUUGGGUUACUCAAAUCAAGGCAUGUUGUUUGUAGGCAUUUGUGUACACUAAGAUUAGUCCUGUGUUGUUGUUUUUUUAAUAAUAAAUAUAUUACCAGUCAACAUUGUGUUUCAAAUUGUCUGUCCUUCAGGAGGUUGUGCACCACCACCUUGCAGUUCAAGUUCAAUAUCUUGUGCCCAAAUUAUUUUUUUAUUUUGUUUUUUGUUACAUGCUGUAAAGCUUCAUUAAAAACAUAGUUGAUGAAGAAAUUAAAAUAUUGAUACCCUUA